AUUUUGUAUAUUUUAAAUCUUAGGCCUACCACAGUUCUUGGGCAUCUCUGAACCGUGUCUCUGUGAUUUAUCUGGUUAUGGACACUAAGCGGACCCUUUUAUUUUUUUAACCAGCUCGAGACAUAUUUAAACUAACCUAAAGUCUGACAGAGAGCUCUGAGGAAUCACUAGUUAGUGAAUAAAGGCAGACUAAAACGCACACGCACAAAAAAAUGAUAAUUUCUUGGUUUAGUUUAAUUUUGAAAGGGCUGACCGGAUGUUGCCUUUUCUGUUAGUUUUAUUUUGAAAGGACUGAGCGGAAUUCAUUUCUUCACACAACUCCCAUGAUGCUCCGCGCUGAUCUUGUCACGUGUUACUUCUUAACCAAUCGCGUCGUUCAUUGCGCCUUUACUCUGCAGCUAUUGGUGAAGCAGAAUUUAAAACUGAACGGAGUUUGUCGUCGAGCGCCACAGAGAAGUUCAUUUAUUAUUGUCGGAGGAGGAACUUGAGUCUAAAUAAAUUAUUUUAUUCAAAGUAUUAAGGUUAUUUACCCUUCAACACAGUGGAGCGCAAAUCGUCUUACGGCGUCAUCGACUGCGAUCAGAACAGGAAGGAGGUGGUUGUGAGGACAGGAGGCGUGAAUGACAAAGCCUCACGGAAAACUUAUACUUAUGAUAUGGUUUUUGGUCCAGCCGCCAAGCAGAUCGACGUCUACAGGAGCGUUGUUUGUCCCAUUCUGGAUGAAGUCAUUAUGGGAUACAACUGCACUGUCUUUGCGACCCACUGGCCGGUAUCAUCCCUCGGACUCUCCACCAGAUCUUUGAGAAACUUACUGAGAACGGCACCGAGUUCUCCGUCAAAGUCUCCCUGCUGGAGAUCUACAACGAAGAGUUGUUUGAUCUCCUCAGCCCCACUGAGGACGUCAGCGAGCGACUGCAGCUGUUUGACGACCCCAGAAACAAGCGAGGCGUGCUAGUCAGGGGUCUGGAGGAGGUGGCGGUCCACAACAAAAACGAAGUGUAUCAGAUCCUAGAGCGAGGAKCAGCCAGGAGGAGGACAGCCUCCACACUCAUGAACUCCUACUCCAGUCGCUCCCACUCUGUGUUCUCUGUAACCAUCCACAUGAAGGAGAUCACUCUGGAUGGAGAGGAGCUGGUCAAGAUUGGAAAACUAAAUCUGGUGGAUCUUGCUGGAAGUGAGAACAUCGGACGUUCAGGUGCUGUGGACAAACGGGCUCGUGAGGCAGGAAACAUCAACCAGUCUUUGCUGACCCUGGGUCGUGUGAUCACAGCUCUGGUGGAGAAGAGACCACAUGUCCCGUACAGGGAGUCCAAACUGACCAGAAUCCUCCAGGACUCUCUGGGAGGACGUACAAAAACCUCCAUCAUUGCCACUGUGUCUCCUUCCUCCAGCAACCUGGAAGAAACUUUGAGCACACUGGAUUACGCCAGCAGAGCCAAGAACAUCAUGAACAAACCUGAAGUCAACCAGAAACUCACAAAGAGGACUCUUAUUAAGGAAUACACAGAGGAGAUCGAGCGUCUAAAGCGCGACCUGGCUUGUGCCAGAGAAAAGAACGGAGUUUUUAUGUCUUCUGAAAACUACGAGAGCAUGAUGACUCAGAUAAGCGCUCACGAGGAGCAGAUCUCAGAAUACAUGGAGAAGAUCGCCGUCACGGAGGAAGAGCUUAAGAAGGUGUCUGAGCUGUUUGAGGACAGUCAAAGCAGACUGGAGCAGUGCACUGUGGAGCUGGAUGAGAAGCAGCAGAGGCUGGAGGAAACCAGCAGAGACCUGCAGCAGACAAAAGACAAGCUGAUCCAGGAGGAGUUCAUCUGYUCUGAGCUCACCUCAGUCCACGAGUCUCUUUACAGCACAGCUGGACAGCUCCUGAGCACCGUCGACACCAGUACCAGUGACGUGUCAGGUCUCCAUAACAAGCUGGAGCGGAAGAAAAAGGGUCGCUGGUGGCUGAGGGUGUGGCUCGCUGUCAGGAGAAGGUGCAGCAGCACAAAGCUUUGUGUCCAAAGAACAAAGAGAUUCUGCUGCAGCUGCUGGAGGAGCAUCAGCAGGACAUGGACAGCGUCCUGGCUGUUUGGACUCUGAGGGGUUUAUCAGUUGUUAGAGAGCUUAGUGAUUCGCUCCAAUUUUCUGUGGAGAAGCAGCAAGCUCUGGUCCAAAAGGUGGAGGAGAUGAAAGAGAUUGGAUUGUUUCUCAGUAGUUUGGUUCAGGAGCUGGCUAAUCUGCGUGAGACUCAUGGUCAAGAGGUGAGUGCCCUGCAGGCCAAACA
Molecule: messenger RNA, 2266 nt
Organism: Austrofundulus limnaeus
Lineage: Eukaryota; Metazoa; Chordata; Actinopteri; Cyprinodontiformes; Rivulidae
Gene: kif11
Product: kinesin family member 11
Biological process (GO): spindle elongation; microtubule-based movement; mitotic spindle assembly
Cellular component (GO): mitotic spindle; spindle microtubule; nucleus
Molecular function (GO): ATP binding; microtubule binding; plus-end-directed microtubule motor activity
Source: RefSeq, a predicted model, not a curated record